Messenger RNA from Oncorhynchus mykiss (rainbow trout), 2425 nucleotides. It is a transcript of the gene tefm, whose product is annotated as transcription elongation factor, mitochondrial. Lineage: Eukaryota; Metazoa; Chordata; Actinopteri; Salmoniformes; Salmonidae. Gene Ontology annotation, molecular function: nucleic acid binding; DNA polymerase processivity factor activity. The record is from RefSeq and is a predicted model, not a curated record. Gene Ontology annotation, biological process: mitochondrial transcription; transcription elongation by mitochondrial RNA polymerase. Gene Ontology annotation, cellular component: mitochondrial nucleoid.
CAUGAAGUGCCUCGGAACGAAGUAUGCGUGAUCCUUGUUUCCGCAUCGGCGUGAGAUCGGCGAACAAUGAAAGGGCAAAAGUUUGAAUGAAUUAUCUGUAAAAUCACGAUUACAAUGUGGGUUGCAAGGCGAUUUAUGUCUUUGAUCGCCCGGAGAGGGCAGUAUGGCUUAUUCUACCAACCCCAGGGCUCACUCCCCAAACUAGAAUUCCGGUAUCUCAACUGCACGUGCUGCUGGAGGAGUCGGAUCCCAGUCGCAGGCUUUGAAACCCUUAAUGACACCCUCUCUUCAUCUACUACUCCUUGCGACGACAAGUCGCUGGACGCAUACUACACGUCAGAGCAGCGAGGUGUCAUUCUGCAGCUCCUCAACAAUGCGGCAGAGUCGGAGCUUGCUGCUGUCAAGCUCCUUCGUGGCCGCAAGUCUGUCAACAUUGUGGAAUACAGGACUAGAAAUGGACCUUUUAAAAAUCUCGAAAGCGUCACAAAUGUGCCGCUUCUGAAACACAAAAGUGCAGUCAUUGUCUUCAACUCCAUCCUCAACCCUCCGGAGAAGAAGGAGAAAAGAAAAGUAAAGAUCCAGCUAGCCAAGUUCAUCAGACCAGAGGUGGAAAGGACCUGGCUAGAGGAAGCAAAUUCCAUAGUGUCCAUUGUGUGUGGAGUGAAUAAAAUAGCCUGGGCGCACAUGGAUCGUGGCAUGAACGUGUUGGAGUGGAAACAUGAGGAUUGCCACAACUUUCUGAAGGGAACCUACAUGGCUUCUGCCUACUUGGAUGACAUAUCCAGUGUGGUAUCCCACCUCCCCACAGCUGACUUCUUCGUUGUGGAAAAGACAUCCAUCUCCCUUCAGAACACUGCCCUGUACCCAGUAAUGGCUCACAUGCGUACAGUGGAGGCUAUGCUGUUCGCCCUGCUGGAGCCCCGCUACACCCAGCCUGACAACACUGCUCCACCCAAGGUGCUCAACAUGAUGCGCACCGCCGUCGGCCGCCAUUUUGGCCUCAUGGUGGGUGACUCCCGCACCAGCGGGGCCCAGGCGAUGCAACAGAUGAUGACGGAGUCAGUGACUCAGAAGAUUCCGAGGGUGACAUUCCCUCACAACCUGUUGGUGAAAUACAGGAAUUCCUUCCAGAUGGGCGGGCGGAGUCGGGGGGAGGAGCUGUGUGAUGCCAUGUUGCAGGCUGUGGCGUUUUACGAGCUGCUCAGUGAAUCGAGUUAAUGUUACAGCGACAAUUUCCACGCUCCAUUUUCACCAGACUGAAACUAGUUGACUGUGUACAGUAUGUGUGACCUGGUGGUGUCGAAGUUCAGAGCUAACCAGAGACCUGCAUAUUGGAGGCUUGAUGGAAAUUGACACUAGCUUAUAUUUAAAAUGUAUACUACAACACUUCCCACCUGUAGAGUCAGAUGGUUUUGCACUUGAGGUGUCAGUUCAGGCCCCAGCAGCUGUACUCAAGCCUUUCCUCGUACAGACACCACACAUCAGGCUUUCUUCACUUUCCCAUGAAUAGAAAUGUUCUCAGGGCCACCAGUAAAGCCGAACAGGCUUGAAUAUGUACAGUGAUGAUUUGUCAUGUGUGACCACCUACAUCUGUACCUUUGUGGGCAAAUGUUUAAUGAAAUACCUGAUGCCUGAAAUACCACUGAUUUUAAACACCAACUCACUGAACCAGCUUAAAAUAAAAAGUAACAUGUUUUUAUUUUUACGCAUGAAUAGGAUUAUUUCAAUUAUACAUUUUGAAUGAAUACAGUAAACUUAAAUUUACCAUUCAGUGUAAGAAAAAAUAAGUGUAUAGCAAAAUAUAUCAUGAACAUCCAUAUUGCCUACAUUCACUAAAUCACAAGUCAUUAACAUGGGGAGAGAUGAUGGCAUUAACCUUCCUGUCAUCCAGUGUAGAGCCAGAAAUGUUGCAGAUCUGUUUGUGUAGUCUUGCUGGCUUAAAUGGUCAUUGUCAUGGGAAGUCAUCUGCAAGGAGUCUUACAGUAGCCUUAGGGAGGCCAAGGUGAAUACUGCUGAGGUAAUGCAGAAACAGCAUUCAUAAGUCAUCUUGCGCAAUCCUUUUAAUUCUAACUUUGUUUUCUCUUAGUAGAAAUGAAUAAGGUGCUCUCAUGCAGUGUAUUGACUCACCGGCCUUGGCCCUGCUGAGUUCUCUCCGAUUGGCACAUGGUGCGGAGGACAGGCAGGUAGUCCACGGCAACAGCCUGCUUGUUUCCCAAGGUGCAGAAGGCUUUGCUUGAGAGGACGGUUCUGAUGAUGUCAUAUCUCCUUUCGACCACACUGGAAGACAAACUGCUGUUGAGAUACCACACUGACUCAAUGGAACUGGAGCUUUACAAUGAGAGUUCUAUUAAGUUUAAUCUUAUAUCAAGGUUUUGUUUGUAAUAAUGCUAAUUUCUGACAACAUUAAACUUGAGUACUAACUUCA